Molecule: messenger RNA, 4992 nt
Organism: Arvicanthis niloticus (Nile rat)
Lineage: Eukaryota; Metazoa; Chordata; Mammalia; Rodentia; Muridae
Gene: Taok2
Product: TAO kinase 2
Biological process (GO): protein phosphorylation
Cellular component (GO): cytoplasm
Molecular function (GO): ATP binding; protein serine/threonine kinase activity
Source: RefSeq, a predicted model, not a curated record
AGUCGCAGCGCGAAAAGCGUGGCGGGCGCAUGCGCCACAGCUCUCUCCACCAGCAGUCCUCGGACAACGCGCUUGGGCUCCACCCCAAGCAAGCCAAGCCUUUCUCCUCUCCUCUUCCCACCCAAGAUCCGCGUGGCGGGGCGCGCGCGCACUUUGGCUCGAGGGCUGCUUGUAGUCUGGGCCGCGGCAGCUACAGGCGAGGGGCGGGGCUACUUCCUUUGGGGCCCCACCCCCUUUGGCCCGGCGUGCAUACCGCGCCUGCGCGCUCCCGCCCGGUCUCCAUCUUGGAAUUGGGAGGAAGAGAGAGGGAGAGAGAGGGAGAGGGAGGCCGGGACGAGAGCAGGGCUGUGGUGCGGUGAGAAGCUGAGACGAAAAGGAAAGGGAGUGAGGCGCAGGGACGAUCAGCAGCGUCUCGGCUACAGUCCUUCAGCUGUUCCGGACAGAGAGGACGGGAAAGGGAGUAGGCCAGGGCUGGAGUGGGGGCUGUCACUCUCGGACCCUAGCCUUAGAGGGGCCGUGCAGCCGGGCGUCCUCGGGGUGGGCCCCUUGUCGUGGCCGAAGACCUGGGGCUCAGGCCCCUGGGUCCCAGAUUUUGGGGCUUGGUCUCUUGUUUCUCACAUACCCAGGUAUCAAGCCCUCGUAUAUCAGGUAUCUGGGACUCAAGUCCCAACCUUUACAAACCUGGGUCUCUGUUUUAUAGAAUUUAAAAUACCUGGAAUUCAGGACCCUGUGUGCACCAAUAUCCGGGGUUCAUCCUCCAAGCGUUCAAAUAUCGGACCCAUUUUUAGCCCUUGCAAAUAUACGGGGCUCAGACCCCACAAUCGGAAAUCCGGGAUUCAGCAACUGUCGCCCUCGAGUUGGGGGAGGACUGGACCGCGAGGUCAGAUCAGGUUGUCACCCCCUCCCCUCCAGGGGAGGCUUCCCAGGCCCGCCCCUCAGGAAGGGCGAAAGCUGAGGAAGAGGUGGCAAGGGGGAAGGUCUCCUUGCCCCUCUCCCUGCUUGUCAGAGCAACUGGAGUACCCCAGGAGGAAGCGGAGGCGCUGGGGCACCAUAGUGACCCCUACCAGGCAAGAUCCCAAUCUCAGGGCCCCCAGGGGCCAUCAUGCCAGCUGGGGGCCGGGCCGGGAGCCUGAAGGACCCUGAUGUGGCUGAGCUCUUCUUCAAGGAUGACCCUGAGAAGCUGUUCUCUGACCUCCGGGAAAUUGGCCAUGGCAGCUUUGGAGCUGUGUACUUUGCCCGGGAUGUCCGGAACAGUGAGGUGGUGGCUAUCAAGAAGAUGUCCUAUAGUGGGAAGCAAUCAAAUGAGAAAUGGCAGGAUAUCAUCAAGGAGGUGCGGUUCUUACAGAAGCUGCGGCAUCCUAAUACCAUUCAGUACCGGGGCUGUUACCUGAGGGAGCACACAGCUUGGCUGGUGAUGGAAUAUUGCCUGGGCUCAGCUUCUGACCUUCUAGAAGUGCACAAGAAGCCCCUGCAGGAGGUAGAGAUUGCAGCUGUGACCCAUGGGGCGCUUCAGGGCCUGGCAUAUCUACACUCACACAACAUGAUCCAUAGAGAUGUGAAGGCUGGAAACAUCUUGCUGUCAGAACCAGGCUUGGUAAAACUGGGGGACUUUGGCUCCGCAUCUAUCAUGGCACCUGCCAACUCUUUUGUGGGCACUCCAUACUGGAUGGCUCCAGAGGUGAUCCUAGCCAUGGAUGAGGGACAGUAUGAUGGCAAAGUGGAUGUCUGGUCCUUGGGGAUAACCUGUAUUGAGCUAGCGGAGCGGAAGCCACCACUGUUUAACAUGAAUGCAAUGAGUGCCUUAUACCACAUUGCACAGAAUGAAUCUCCUGCUCUCCAGUCAGGACACUGGUCUGAGUACUUCCGGAAUUUUGUUGACUCCUGUCUUCAGAAAAUCCCUCAAGACAGACCAACCUCAGAGGUUCUUUUGAAGCACCGCUUUGUGCUCCGGGAGCGACCACCCACAGUCAUCAUGGACCUGAUCCAGAGAACCAAGGAUGCUGUACGGGAACUGGAUAACCUGCAAUACCGAAAGAUGAAGAAGAUACUAUUCCAAGAGGCACCCAAUGGCCCUGGUGCUGAGGCCCCAGAGGAAGAGGAGCUCACACCCUGUUCACAGGAAGCAGAACCUUACAUGCACCGAGCAGGGACACUGACCAGUCUAGAGAGUAGCCAUUCAGUGCCCAGCAUGUCCAUCAGCGCCUCCAGUCAAAGCAGUUCAGUCAACAGCCUAGCAGAUGCCUCAGAUAAUGAAGAAGAGGAGGAGGAGGAAGAGGAAGAAGAAGAAGAAGAGGAAGAAGAAGGCCCUGAAUCCCGAGAGAUGGCCAUGAUGCAGGAGGGGGAGCAUACAGUCACUUCCCACAGCUCCAUCAUCCACCGGCUGCCGGGCUCAGACAACCUAUAUGAUGAUCCUUACCAGCCAGAGAUGACCCCAGGUCCACUCCAACCACCUGCAGCCCCUCCCACCUCCACCUCCUCUUCUGCUCGCCGCAGGGCUUAUUGCCGCAACCGAGACCACUUUGCUACCAUCCGUACUGCCUCCCUGGUCAGCCGUCAGAUCCAGGAGCAUGAGCAGGACUCGGCCCUGCGGGAGCAACUGAGUGGCUACAAGCGGAUGCGGCGUCAGCACCAGAAGCAGCUGCUGGCCCUGGAGUCCCGUCUGAGGGGUGAACGUGAGGAGCACAGUGGGCGGUUGCAGCGGGAGCUUGAGGCACAGCGGGCUGGGUUUGGGACUGAGGCUGAGAAGCUGGCCCGGAGGCACCAAGCCAUUGGUGAGAAGGAAGCUCGAGCUGCUCAGGCUGAGGAGCGGAAGUUCCAGCAGCACAUCCUGGGACAGCAGAAGAAGGAGCUGGCUGCUCUGCUGGAGGCUCAGAAGCGAACCUAUAAACUUCGGAAGGAGCAGUUGAAAGAGGAACUCCAGGAGAACCCUAGCACACCCAAACGAGAGAAGGCUGAGUGGCUGUUGAGGCAGAAGGAACAGUUGCAACAGUGCCAGGCAGAAGAGGAGGCAGGGUUGCUACGAAGGCAACGCCAGUACUUCGAGCUUCAAUGUCGCCAAUACAAGCGCAAGAUGCUACUGGCUCGGCACAGCCUAGAUCAGGACCUGCUUCGAGAGGACUUGAAUAAGAAACAGACACAGAAGGACUUGGAGUGUGCUCUGCUGUUAAGGCAGCAUGAGGCUACCCGAGAGCUGGAGCUACGACAGCUCCAGGCUGUCCAGCGCACACGUGCUGAACUCACCCGCCUUCAGCACCAGACAGAGCUAGGCAACCAGCUGGAGUACAACAAGCGUCGGGAGCAAGAGUUGCGGCAGAAGCAUGCGGCCCAGGUUCGCCAGCAGCCCAAGAGCCUCAAAUCAAAGGAGCUGCAGAUCAAGAAGCAGUUCCAGGAGACGUGUAAGAUCCAGACACGGCAAUACAAGGCUCUGCGGGCACACUUGCUGGAGACCACACCCAAAGCUCAGCACAAGAGCCUUCUUAAGCGGCUCAAGGAGGAACAGACUCGCAAGCUGGCGAUCCUGGCCGAGCAGUAUGACCAGUCCAUUUCAGAGAUGCUCAGCUCACAGGCGCUCCGGCUUGAUGAGACCCAAGAGGCUGAGUUUCAGGCCCUGCGGCAGCAGCUCCAGCAGGAGCUGGAGCUCCUUAAUGCUUACCAGAGCAAGAUCAAGAUCCGCACAGAGAGCCAGCAUGAGCGGGAGCUGAGAGAGCUGGAGCAGAGAGUAGCUCUGCGGAGGGCACUGCUAGAGCAACGGGUGGAAGAAGAGCUGCUGGCCCUCCAGACAGGGCGUUCGGAACGCAUCCGGAGUUUGCUUGAGCGGCAGGCCCGUGAGAUCGAGGCCUUCGAUGCUGAGAGCAUGAGGCUGGGUUUCUCCAGCAUGGCUCUGGGAGGCAUUCCAGCUGAAGCUGCUGCCCAGGGCUAUCCUGCUCCACCCCCAGCCCCUGCCUGGCCCUCCCGUCCAGUUCCCCGUUCAGGGGCCCAUUGGAGCCAUGGCCCUCCUCCACCAGGCAUGCCCCCGCCAGCUUGGCGUCAGCCAGCUCUGCUGGCUCCCCCAGGGCCUCCAAACUGGCUAGGGCCUCCGACACAGAGUGGAACACCCCGUGGAGGGGCUCUGCUGCUGCUAAGAAACAGUCCUCAACCCCUAAGGCGGGCAGCGUCAGGGGGCAGCAGUGGUGAGAACGUUGGCCCGCCAGCUGCAGUGCCAGGGCCGCUGAGCCGAAGCACCAGUGUUGCUUCCCACAUCCUCAAUGGCUCCUCCCACUUCUAUUCCUGAAGUACAAGGUGGUGAGCAGAGGAAUAGGGCAAGGUGGGAGUGGGUGGUUGCCUGAUCCUACAGGCAGUGUCCUUGAAGCCUACCCAGUGGUGGUGGGGACAGGAUGUUGACUCCAGCUCCCCCAUCAGAUCUCCUCAUCUCAUGAGCUUCUUGGGGCUGGCCAGUGACCCCAGGCCAGCUUGGGCAUCGGUACCCCAAAGCUGACCAGGAGCCCUGCCUCCCCACCAUGGUGCCAGGGUCUCCCUCCAUCACCACCUACAAAAGGUGGGAACUGUGAGUGUCAAAUAUUCAUCUGGUCCCCUAGGGGAGGGGAAGGGUGGGUCUAGAUAUAUUAUAUUCAGAGAAUUAUACAACCCUUGUGAUGGGGCCAUGAACUAGGGACAACAGGGCCCCCAGACCUGGUGGAAUGGCAGAGCAGGUCUGGUGCCAAAGCAAGGAGAAUGGGAGGAGGCCUUCCUCCAGAAGGAUCAGUGGUCUUGUGGUCAGGGUGCCUGGGUCUCACCAUUCUCCUAUUGCUGUCUGACGUCCUGUGCCGUCUUGUCUUUUUUUUUUUUUUUUUUUUUUUUUAAACUGGGGUCCGGGCUGGGGCGGGGGACAAGGGAAGGACCUUGGAAAGGGCUGCUGCCAGGCCUGGGAACAGUCAUGGGAGCCCCUCUCAGCUAUGGGGCUGGCACAGAGCCCUAGGGCAAGCUUUUAAUAAACUGUUGGUUAUUCUAACAGAC